Camelina sativa (false flax) is the source of this 2238-nucleotide messenger RNA. Its product is annotated as subtilisin-like protease SBT4.8. Gene Ontology annotation, molecular function: serine-type endopeptidase activity. The record is from RefSeq and is a predicted model, not a curated record. NCBI's taxonomy places the organism in Eukaryota, Viridiplantae, Streptophyta, Magnoliopsida, Brassicales, Brassicaceae. Gene Ontology annotation, biological process: proteolysis.
GAAAGUUUUAUUCACUUGUAAGAAAAAUAUGGCUAAACGAGCUUCCUUUUGUCUCCUCCCAUGUCUCAUUGUCUUGUUUUUGAGUUCUGUCUCAGCAAUCAUAGAUGAUCCUCAAGAAAAACAAGUCUAUGUUGUCUACAUGGGUUCACUUCCGUCUCGACAAGACUACACACCAAUGUCGAAUCACAUAAGUAUUCUUCAAGAUGUCACGGGAGAAAGUUCGAUCGAAGGUCGUUUGGUGAGAAGUUACAAAAGGAGUUUCAAUGGGUUCGCUGCCCGACUCACUAAGUCAGAACGAGAACGAGUAGCCGAAAUGGAGGGAGUUGUAUCUGUGUUCCCCAACAAGAACUACAAACUCCAAACGACGGCUUCUUGGGACUUCAUGGGAAUGAAAGAAGGAAAGAAUACAAAGCGAAACGUGGCCAUAGAGAGUAAUACUAUUAUAGGAGUCAUCGACAGUGGGAUUUGGCCAGAGUCAGAGAGCUUCUCUGAUAAAGGUUUUGGUCCUCCUCCUAAGAAAUGGAAAGGUGUUUGUUCCGGUGGCCAGAACUUCACUUGCAACAACAAGUUAAUUGGAGCAAGAGACUACACAAACGAAGGCACUAGAGACAGUCAAGGCCACGGUACACACACAGCGUCCACAGCGGCUGGAAACGCAGUUGCGGACACAAGCUUCUUUGGAAUAGGCAAUGGCACGGCAAGAGGCGGUGUUCCAGCCUCUAGAAUCGCAGCUUACAAAGUCUGCACCUUGACAGGGUGUUCCUCUGACUCAGUACUGUCUGCGUUUGAUGACGCAAUCGCAGACGGUGUUGACCUCAUCAGCAUCUCUCUCGGGGGAGACCACCCCUCCUUGUAUGAAGAGGACACAAUUGCAAUCGGAGCUUUUCACGCUAUGGCCAAAGGGAUUCUCACUGUGCACUCAGCCGGUAACUCUGGUCCGGAUCCGGCCACAGUUGCGAGCGUAGCGCCGUGGGUGUUAUCUGUUGCAGCAACCACCACCAACCGUAGGUUUUUAACCAAAGUUGUUCUUGGAAAUGGCAAGAUACUUAGUGGGAAAUCAGUGAAUUCUUUUGAUCUGAAACAAAAGAAGUAUCCUCUGGUGUACGUAGAUUCUAUUUCAGAAGAUUCUAUUUCAGAAACUAACGUGACGGGAAAGAUCAUGGUUUCUAGAUACCAAAGUAUGUCAGAAGUAGCUGUUGCAACCAUAACUACCGCCAAAAAAGACUAUGCAACCAUUAGCUCUCGUCCCUUUACUAUUUUAUCACCAGAUGACUUUGACUCUCUCCUCUCUUACAUUAACUCCACCAAGUCCCCGCAAGGAUCUGUUCUAAGAACUGAGGCAAUCUUUAAUUCAACAGCUCCUACAAUUGCUCCCUUCUCUUCUCGCGGUCCAAAUAACAUUGCAGUUGAUCUUCUAAAGCCAGAUGUAACAGCACCAGGAGUGGAGAUUCUCGCUGCAUAUUCACCUUUGGCUUCACCAUCUCCCGAUAAGAGUGACCCAAGACGUGUGAAAUACUCUGUUAUGUCCGGAACUUCUAUGGCUUGUCCACACGUUUCAGGCGUGGCCGCCUACGUCAAGACUUUUCAUCCUGAAUGGUCUCCUUCCGUAAUCCAAUCUGCCAUCAUGACAACCACUUGGCCAAUGAAUGCUACAGAAACUGGGGUUGCAUCGACGGAGUUUGCUUAUGGAGCUGGGCAUGUUAACCCAAUAGCCGCUCUUAACCCUGGACUUGUCUAUGAAUUGGAAAAAGCUGACCACCUCGCCUUUCUCUGCAGCUUGAACCACACUUCAGAAAGCCUUAAACUCAUUUCUGGUGAAAACGUCACUUGCACUGGAAACACCUUACCAAGAAACCUCAACUAUCCUUCUAUGUCGGCUAAACUUUCAAGCUCUAAUAGCUCCUUCACGGUGGAUUUCAAAAGAACUGUCACCAACCUUGGUACCCCCAACUCUACAUACAAAUCAAAGGUUGUCCUUAAUCACGGAUCUAAGCUCAACAUAAGUGUCACGCCUAGUGUUCUGUCGUUUAAGAUGGUGAGCGAGAAGAAGUCUUUCACGGUGACUGUUACUGGCAGCAAUCUCAGCGUAACACCACCUCCGUCUGCAAAUCUAAUAUGGUCAGAUGGCACACAUAACGUGAGAAGUCCUAUUGUUGUUUAUGCCGAUGGUAACUGAUGAGGAGGCAUCCUCAAUCAUCAUAAUAUAUUGUUUUUGUUUUUGUUGUUGUGGUUCUUUAA